AUUUUUCUUCUGCCCCUCUCUGUCUCUCUGUGUCUGAAAAUUUGUGCAUUUUUUUUUUGCUUUUUCGGUUGCUAUUCUUGUUGUUCGUCUCUGAUACUUCUCCCAUCAGAUUCUUGGCAUUUCUCCCAAUUUCCGCUUCAAAUUUCGCAUUUCUUUUUUUUUUCUUUCUAGCCAUGAAAAUGCUUUUCCCAGCGCUGGAAGUAGGACCAUAUUGUUGUAGUGUCGAGUAAAACGCACCAUUUUGAGAUUGAUGCAUUUGUUUCUGAAUACGAGGUUUCGAAUUUCAAUCCCUUGGAGUAAUUUUCUUACCAUUUCUGUGUCUUUUCUUCUUCUUUUGUUCCUUUCUUUCUUCCCUUCCUUUUUGUGCCUUCCUGUAAUCAAGAUUGUCAAUUUCAGGAAUCCCAGUUGAAGAUUGGUCUUUUCAGGAAAUUCCAUGAUCAGUUCUUACCCUGCAAGCAAUUGAAUUGGAGUUAUCUGCGGAAGAAAGGUCUUUGACUUCUAAGUAAAAGGGACAACUCUAAAUUCUGUUUCUCUUUUUGGUUCAAUUCAGCCUCCUGCAUGAGAUAAGGUAUCAGAGAAGAGAAUGGAAACAGAGUAGAUGCAGAGGGUAAAAGUUGAUGAUUUGAGUAAGGUUUUUUUCUUCAAUUGGAGCUCUUGAUUUUACAAGUUAGCAAUUUAGGCCGAGGAAAUGCUGGAGACUGAGCUAUGUUCUUCGCGGGUUCUAUCACCCUUUCGCGAGGAGAGUGGCGAUGAAGAAUUGUCUGUUCUUCCUAGGCAUACUAAAGUCAUUGUGACUGGAAACAACAGGACCAAGAGUGUUUUGGUGGGUCUUCAAGGUGUUGUCAAGAAGGCUGUUGGGCUUGGUGGUUGGCAUUGGCUGGUUUUGAAAAAUGGGGAUGAAGUUAAAUUGCAAAGGAAUGCUUUGAGUGUGUUGGAACCUCCCACUGGGAAUGAAGAAGAUGAUGAUUAUGAUUUUGAUGACUCUAGCAGUGGCUGUGAAGUUGGUGAAAAGGAGAGUCAUCGUUUUUUAGCUGCUGGUAUCGAGUUCAGCAAACUCAGCAAGGCGAGAGUCCGAUAUGCAAGGCCAUUGGUUCCAUCGCAUCCACAAAGUCAAUUAGUCGCAACAGUGGGAGCGAACUUAAAUCUAAUAGCCAUGCCCCUCAACAGAGCUAGUUAUUGCUCGCUUAACUCAGAGCCCUUCAUUCCAAAUACAUCAAGAUCUGAUUUAGCGCACCAUGGGUCGAACAUGGCAAAAUUGGGAACUGGCUCAUUGUGGAGAUACUGCCAGAGAUUCAAGCUAGCCAGCAUUAAUUCUAACCUUACAAAGGAACAACUUUCUAACAUUGUCCAGCAGCACUUUUCUUCUCAGCAAGUGGACGAGGUACAAGUGGUCGUAGAAUUCGUCCGUGCAGCAAAGAGGUUAAGAGCGAUCGAUGCACAUCGAGACGAUUGUAGAAAAACUGGUUGCUUGUAGUAUAAGUAUAUAGUAGUUAGUAUGAACCCUAACUUAGUCAGCUCUAAUGUUAUUGCUAAUGCCUGAUGUAGACAUCUGGAUUGUGUGGUAGGCUGUAGGUAAAAAAUCCAAGUACCUCUGUUAACAUCUGUCUGAUGGAAUGUGCUGUUGGGGCAGUAGCCCUCGAUGAUCUGAUCUGAUCUGAUAUUUCCCUUAUUUGUUUUCUUGCACCCCCAAAGAAUGCGCUCCUUAUUGUGAAUGUUCGAAUGGUCAAGGAUAAUCCUAGUACUUCCACGUUCCCAGGGAGUGGGAACCGUUUCUAG
Coffea arabica (coffee) is the source of this 1776-nucleotide messenger RNA. Lineage: Eukaryota; Viridiplantae; Streptophyta; Magnoliopsida; Gentianales; Rubiaceae. The record is from RefSeq and is a predicted model, not a curated record.